Messenger RNA from Ciona intestinalis (vase tunicate), 1646 nucleotides. The record is from RefSeq and is a predicted model, not a curated record. NCBI's taxonomy places the organism in Eukaryota, Metazoa, Chordata, Ascidiacea, Phlebobranchia, Cionidae.
AACCCCGUUGUGACGUCACACACGAAUAUGACGAGGGUGCUCAGCGACAUCGAACGUGAACCAUUGUUGGUUGGACGCGGACGCGAUGAAAGAAACAAAGGAAUCUACGGCAACGGGUUGAUUUUAAAGAAAAAAACAAAAAAUAUGAAAAGUGAGGAUCGCGUCAAAGUUGCUGUGAGGGUGCGACCAUUUAAUGAACGAGAGAAAUCAAGAAGUUCUCGGCUUAUAAUAAACAUGAAUGGGGGAACCACCAUCAUAUCCGACCCCGAUGAUAAAUACCCCGACAAAAAGUUUACAUUUGAUUUCUCAUACUGGUCACAUGAUGGCUACAGAGAGCGCGACGAUGGUUACCUUGAACCUGCUGAUCAACGUUAUGCAGACCAGACGAAAGUAUUUGAUGAUUUAGGACGAGGAGUUUUAGAGAACGCAUGGAAAGGUUUCAAUUGUUCGUUGUUUGCGUACGGACAAACAGGUUCGGGAAAGUCUUAUUCUAUGGUUGGCUUCGAUUCCAAUAAAGGCAUCAUUCCAAUUACUUGCGAGGAACUUUUUAAAGGAAUCGCGGAACGAAAACAAACGGAUGAAGAUGAGAAAGAAGCUGAGUAUCAGGUUUCGGUUUCAAUGCUUGAGAUAUACAACGAGACUGUGAAGGACCUUCUUAACAUUUCCUCGUUUAAAAAAGGUGGACUUAAAGUUAGAGAACACCCACAGAAAGGAUUUUAUGUUGAGCAACUUCAAGUGUCCCCCGUUAGCGACUAUGCUGCCAUCGAGGGGCGGAUAGCUGAGGGAACACGGAAUCGAACUCUUGCUGCUACGAACAUGAACGCAACAAGUUCACGAGCUCAUACAAUUGUUGCGAUCAACUUUGCACAGAAAGCUAUGAAUGAUGCCGGGAAGAGUAUGACAAAAACGUCCAUUAUUAAUUUGGUCGACCUGGCUGGAAGUGAGCGAGCGGACAGCACGGGAGCGACGGGCGAGCGAUUGAAAGAAGGUUCGAUGAUCAACAAAAGUUUGCUGUGUCUUGGGAAUUGUAUUAAAGCAUUGGCUGAUAUACAGGAUGGAAAAAACAUAACGGUGCCGUUCCGAGAUUCGAUAUUAACAAGGUUGUUGAAAAAUGCUCUGGGUGGAAACAGCAAGACUAUAAUGAUAGCUGCAUUGAGUCCGGCCGAUAUCAACUACGAGGAAACGUUAUCCACGUUACGGUUCGCUGACCGCGCAAAGUCAAUCAAAACGAAGGCGGUCGUCAAUGAAAGUCCGACGGAUAAAUUGAUUCGUGAGAUGAAGGGAGAGAUCAAGCGACUGCAAGAUUUGUUGAAAAACCAAGAUGGCGGCCAAGUAAUCAUUCAGGGGGUUUCCCCAGAAGAAGUUGAAGAAAUGCGAAGAUUACAACAAGAGGAGCUACUAAGAAGCCAGGAGGAAAUGGAGCAAAUGAAAUUGUCAUGGCAACAACGACUUGAGGAACAAAGUUUGCAAAACCAACAAUUGUUGAGCGAGGAAAGGUCAAAGCAGGAAGCCCGUAAGACGACGCCCCAUCUUUGGAACUUGAACGAGGAUCCAACUUUAACAGGGAUGAUUGUCCAUCUUACCCCGCCGGGUUCGUCAACGAUCGGCAACGCUGAACCUGCGUCUAUUGUGUUGAAGGGUGUUAG